CUCAACAAUUCCCACAAAAUUCUCCGCAUAAACCUCAUAAAAGAAAAAAGAAAAACUGACCAGGUAGAGAUCAUCUCAUCACACUAACAGUUACUAAAUAUAUACAUACAUCUAUAUGUGUGUGUGUGUAUAUAUAUCUUCUCUCUUAGCUGCCGCCAUAAAUCAGAUCUCCAGAUUGAGACCUCUCCCAUUUCCCCAGCUAACUAAACUACCAGCUAUAGCUUCUAAUCUAUACUAUGGCCUUGAGCUCAUAUCCAGCAUUGAACUGGCCAGUGGUCCAUGAUCACUUCCAUGGCUUCAUACCGAUUCCACCGGCUGCAGCUACUGAAGCUCCUCAUCAGCUUGAGAUGCCUGCCAGUGCCGCCGCCUUUCCCAGUUAUAGCAACAAUGCCGGUGCUGCCUUGAGUGUCGUUUAUAAUAACAGGCACAGUGAUGUCGUUAAGGCCGAUCCAUUGUUUUUCAACAAGGGAUACUUUGAUUACGGCAUCACCGGUGAUGCUCAGCCAGCUGAUGACUACAGCUGUAUAUCCUCCUCCUACCCAGACUGCUACAACUACUAUAGCAACUAUAGUACUGUCGACGAUCUGCUCGAUCCUGCAGAGACCUACUUCUCAUCUCCUGCCGCCGAUCCUCUGUCACUGGCCGGCUGCUAUGACAUGAAUUAUGGUGAUUAUCAUCUUCAGCAGCAGCUGUUGUCCGGACCUGGGAUUCUUGGCCUCCACGACUAUAAUGAGGAUGCCUAUGCGGACCAGUUCUACCAACGUCAACUGCCUGCAGCUCAGCCUCCAAAGCGGCACAGGCCAUGCUACUUUGAUCUUCCCGGUAAUCUGCUGUUCCCUCCGGGGGAUACUUGCCCACCAGCUCAACUUCCAGUGUUGCACGCGAUCGAUGGAGUUUCCUCUAAUAUGACCAAAGCAGAGGAGUAUAUUGAGCACACCAGGCCGAGGCCGAGGAGGGUGUCUGCGCAGAGCCUGGCGGCUCGGGAGAGGCGGAAAAGGAUAUCGGACAAGACGCAGGAGCUGGGGAAGCUCAUCCCAGGUGGGAGUAAGAUGAACACUGCCGAGAUGCUUCAGUCCGCAUUCAACUACGUCAAGUUCCUGCAGUCUCAAGUCCAAAUUCUCCAACUCAUGGCUUCUUCCAACCCCAGUCAGGAAGAUGAUCUUGCGGAGAAACCAGAAAAGGAAGAGGAUGAGGCCGAGAAGGGAUCAUCAUCACCGAGUCUGCUGCGGUUGGUGGCCUCCCCGACAGUUCAAGAGAAGCUGUACAAGGAGGAGAGCUGCAUUAUUCCCCGGUCUCUAGCCAAAGCCCUUGUCCACAGCCAUCCCCAUCUUCCGGACCUCCACCAGCUCCUCUAAUCGAAUUUUCCAUUAAUUUUGCCAUUAAUCAUCUCCCUUCGCUUAUGUAACUAAUUUGUAUUUUUUUUUGUCUAGUUGCAAUCUUACUUGUCACGUUAGUUACAUCGUCAUCGGUUGUAGGUAUGUAUCUCAUUCAGUUUGAUAUUAUCCUAUCGUUUAAGCACUUGAUAAUCCCAGUUGAG
Messenger RNA from Punica granatum (pomegranate), 1537 nucleotides. The record is from RefSeq and is a predicted model, not a curated record. NCBI's taxonomy places the organism in Eukaryota, Viridiplantae, Streptophyta, Magnoliopsida, Myrtales, Lythraceae.